Molecule: messenger RNA, 1676 nt
Organism: Frankliniella occidentalis (western flower thrips)
Lineage: Eukaryota; Metazoa; Arthropoda; Insecta; Thysanoptera; Thripidae
Gene: cbc
Product: protein CLP1 homolog
Exons: 8
Coding region: 91-1374 (427 amino acids)
Biological process (GO): tRNA splicing, via endonucleolytic cleavage and ligation
Cellular component (GO): nucleus; mRNA cleavage factor complex
Molecular function (GO): polynucleotide 5'-hydroxyl-kinase activity
Source: RefSeq, a predicted model, not a curated record
GAAUGUGAAUAUGGCUGUCAUUGCAGACCGGUGAAACUCUCUGAAGAAAGAAAAAGUUAAUGUUUUUAGUAUUUUGAUAUUAUUAUCAUCAUGACUACUCUUGCUUCUGAAGGAUCAAGUGAUCCGGUCCAAUCAUUUGAAUUAGGGCCUGAAAAUGAACUUAGGUUUGAAGUUGACGGAAAGAACAAAGUGAUUAUGUCGGUUCGUGCUGGAAUGGCUGAAGUUUUUGGUACAGAACUAGUGAAGGAAAAGGCAUACACAUUUCUUGCUGGAUCCAAAAUUGCGGUAUUCACAUGGCAGGGAGCUACGAUUGAACUCCGCGGUAAAACAGAAGUUAGCUAUGUUGCAAAAGAGACUCCUAUGGCCAUGUAUUUAAAUUGUCAUGCUGGAUUAGAGCAAAUGCGAAAGAAAGCAGAGGAAAAUACUGAACUUCAUGGACCUGUACUGAUGGUUGUAGGACCAACAGAUGUUGGGAAGUCAACACUAUGCCGUUUGCUGCUCAACUAUGCUGUGCGUAUGGGGCGUAGACCGAUAUUUGUUGAUCUUGAUGUAGGUCAGGGACAUGUGUCCAUUCCUGGGACAAUUGGUGCACUUUUAGUUGAAAGGCCAGCAGCUGUCGAGGAAGGCUUCUCUCAACAAGCCCCAAUUGUUUACCACUUUGGACACAAAUCACCUGGUAGUAAUAUAAAGCUAUUCAAUAAACUUGUUUCUGCACUAGCAGAAUGUAUAAAAGAACGCACGCAAGCUAAUCGCAAAGCUAAUGUUUCUGGAGUAAUCAUAAAUACUUGUGGUUGGGUCAAACAAAGUGGAUACAAGUCCCUUACGCACAUUGCACAAACAUUUGAAGUUGAUGUAAUACUUGUGUUGGACCAGGAAAGGCUUUACAAUGAACUUGUUCGUGACAUGCCUCCAUUUGUUAGAGUUGCUUUCAUACCAAAAAAUGGAGGGGUUGUUGAGAGGAGCCAAAAUGUAAGAUCAGAAGCUCGGGAUGCAAGAGUUAGGGAAUAUUUUUAUGGUGUGCGUUCACCUUUGUAUCCACAUUCAUUUGAUGUCCGUUUUAGUGAUGUCAAGAUAUAUAAAAUCGGUGCACCAUCUUUGCCUGAUUCUUGCAUGCCUCUUGGUAUGAAAGCGGAUGAUAAUAAAACAAAGCUUGUUCAAGUACAACCAGGAAAUAAUAUUUUAAAUCAUAUAUUAGCCGUUAGUUUUGCAAAUUCAUUGGAGGAAGAAGUUAUCACAAGUAAUGUAGCAGGAUUUAUCUGUGUAACUAAGGUUGAUUCUGAAAGACAGAUGUUGACGGUCUUGUCACCACAACCUAGACCACUUCCUCAAACUUUGUUACUGUUGUCAGAAAUUCAAUACAUGGAUAGUCAGUAGCAGAACUCAGUGGAAUCAUCUGCUAUUUUUUUUUCUUUGGUUUGAUGUUUUUGUUUUCAAAAUGGAUUUUUCUUAACAUUGAAUCAACAAAAAAUUAGAGUGCAGACAAUUUUUUGUUUUGUCUGUUUCACUUUUCAUCAGUUUAGCAUACUAAUUUUGCUGUGAUUUUUUAAAAAAAUUGAUAUUUCUGUAUUCAUAUUUAUGUUUGUAAACAGAUUGUCAAAGCACAUGUGGCAAGAAUGAACUGAUUUUUGACUGUUAUCGAUAGCAUGUCGAUAAAAAUAAACUCCACUGGUCUUUAA